AUGGUGGUUCACCCUGUCAUUCACGGUAAAUUAGCAGGGCAAAUUAGCCCACCCAAAUUCCCUGAAUCCCUACUCUUGGAUGGCGCAGUCCUGGGUUGGAAGGCUAACAUCCAACACACACCGCUCGCUCCAGCACACCUCAACGGGGGCGUGAAAGAUGCAUCUGGCCGAACCACCGAAUACUUCUCUAUGGACGACCAAUGCCCUGUGUGCAAGUCUGAUCGGUACUUGAAUCCCAAGCUUCGUCUUCUGGUCAGCUCUUGUUACCAUAAAAUGUGCGAGUCGUGCAUCGACCGCUUGUUCACUUUAGGACCCGCCCCAUGUCCUAUCUGCCAGAAGGUCCUACGAAAGCUUGCAUUCACUCCCCAGACUUUUGAGGACCUUACUGUGGAAAAAGAAAUCGCCGUGCGCAGGCGAAUAGCCAAGGAAUUCAACAAACGACGCGAAGACUUCUUCGACCUUCACGCCUACAACGAUUAUCUUGAAGAAGUGGAAGAUAUCACAUUGAAGGAGCAAGAAGAACUAGAACGCCAGGAGAAAGAACAACGUACACUCGAGCUGCGAAGAGAACAGGAGAUAGAGCGCGAGGAACGAGAAACAGCCCAACGCGAGAUUAUCGAUCGCCUUGAGACCAGCACUAAGAGUGCCGUGUGCAUUGUCGUGCUUCCCACAAACGUCAACUUCAAUUUGUCGAGUUCAUCCUUUCAAUGGGAAUCACGAAUUAAACGAGACUGACACAGGAAUGCAUGCAAUUUGAAUGUGCAUACAUAUGUCAAGUGAACGGUGAACAGAACCGACAAAUGCUUUGAUUCAGAGACAAUCCUUUGGCUGGCAUUGGCUUGGUCCGAUUCAAUCAUAUAAUUGCAUGGCUUUCGAAGAACUGGGAACUCGGACGUGUUUUCAUGCAUAGCUUAACAGCACCUGUACGGAAAUAAUUCCUCUAGGCAUUUGUAUCGCAUCGGUCUAAUAAAUCCCCGAGUGGCGGGACAUACGUCCAGACUCCAAAGACAAUCAUGUUAAUUAACUCAGCGAGGACCUACGUAUUGUGCCAUUAAUCACAGCACGCCAAUAGCAUUCCGAUGCCAAAGCAGAAAUGUGACUCACUGCCGCGACGUGUCCUUCAGUCUGCCAGCUCAACGGGAAUUGGG
This is a messenger RNA of Suillus clintonianus, 1148 nucleotides long. Its product is annotated as CDK-activating kinase assembly factor MAT1-domain-containing protein. Gene Ontology annotation, cellular component: transcription factor TFIIH holo complex. The coding region runs from base 1 to 735 and encodes 244 amino acids. The record is from RefSeq and is a predicted model, not a curated record. Gene Ontology annotation, molecular function: cyclin-dependent protein serine/threonine kinase activator activity. Gene Ontology annotation, biological process: positive regulation of cyclin-dependent protein serine/threonine kinase activity; nucleotide-excision repair; regulation of transcription by RNA polymerase II. The transcript is spliced from 6 exons. NCBI's taxonomy places the organism in Eukaryota, Fungi, Basidiomycota, Agaricomycetes, Boletales, Suillaceae.